Molecule: messenger RNA, 901 nt
Organism: Gigantopelta aegis
Lineage: Eukaryota; Metazoa; Mollusca; Gastropoda; Neomphalida; Peltospiridae
Exons: 5
Coding region: 108-608 (166 amino acids)
Source: RefSeq, a predicted model, not a curated record
GUAUGAAUUACGUCCUGAGGAUUAUCGUUUACGGUAUAGCGAGUUGAGAAAAACGCAGGUAUGUGAACGUGGCUAACUACAGUGGACCGAGAGAAUUGGCAAAAGCUAUGGAAGAAUUGUUUCCAAACAACAGACACGAAAUAAAGAUUUUGGAUGCCGCUUCCGGUACUGGACUUUCUGGAGAGGCGUUGUAUAAAGCUGGAUUUACCAACCUCGAUGGUGUGGAUGCCUCGGAGAAGAUGUUGGCUGUAGCGAAACAGAAACACAUCUAUCAGCGAAUGAUCUGUGAAUACCUGGGACAAAAUAAACUACGUACACACAUUGACCAUCGUAUGUAUGAUGUAGUGACUAUGUGUGGAGGAGUAGGAGAAAAUCUUGCUCCCUUUUCUGCUUUAGAAGAACUCGCCUCUGUAGUAAAACCAGGUGGCCUUUUUGUUCUAGUGACACGGGUGAAGCAUUUGGAUUACGUAGACGAGCAGGGCAAUACUGCGACACGUAUCUUCCAGAAACUGACUGACGAGCAGAAAUGGAAACUGGAGUCAAAGAAAUCUUUUUUAAACUUCAUAUACAGUGAAGAGGGAGCUGUACUCGUGUACAAAAUUCUAUAAAUAUAAAUAAAUAAAUAGCCUGCGUAUUUUGUUCAUAGUCAACAGCUGAAUGAUGGAUCCAUCCACUCAGUGUAAUGAGGGGGAAAAUUAGUCAAAGUCAGGUCGGUCCUGUUACCGGAAAUACAUAAUUAAUUAUUUCCGGUAACAGGACCGACCCUGACUUUGGCUGCAAAGUCGAAAUAUUAUACAGUAGAUUGGUUUUUUGUAAUGCAUUAUGAAUAAUAAUAAUAAUAAUAAUAAAUAUUUCUAAAUAAAUAUAUGUUUUGACAUCUGGCCGAAUUUAUUAUUAUUAU